AUGGGUGACCACAAAUCGUUAUAUGACUCCCUCCCAAUUCCUACCUAUGAAGAGGCAACAUCCUCACGGCCCUCCUCCUCUCAGUCACGCCUCGGCCCUGAAGAAGUAAGCGACGAUGCUGAAAGGCAACAACUCCUCGGCCAUGGCGCGGACACGGGGAGCCCCCAAUAUCCGCGAGGAUAUCAUCCACCAACAGUGGAAUCCGUUCGAUCUAGCAUCGAAUACCUGGCGUCAUCGGUUGAAGGAUCGACACGAGAUUCUACCGAGAGCUUACGAAGAGAAUUAGAGCAAAUGGACGUGGAGGAACCCGAAAGCACCCAGCAAUCUGCUCGCUCUGCUUUCUCGAAACGCUUCACCCACCUUAGGAGAACUCUCUCCUCAAUACAGCUCCCCUUACGGAAAUAUCUCCCAAACAUUUCUUUCAAUUUUAGCUUUCUGCCUCCCGGUGCAACCGAAGACGCUCAAAAAUGCAUUCUUCUCCUUCGCCUUUUCGCCAUUCUUAUCGUUGCGUCGAUCAUAUACUUUCUCGUCGUAUCCGAUAUAUUCAGUUUUGGCUCGUUCAACUUUGGUCGGGCAUACGAGCCUGAAUCAGUCCGAGAAUAUGUCCAGAACCAAGUCAACGAAACAAACAUCGCGGAGAACCUCAAGUUCCUCACUCAGUUCCCCCAUAUUGCAGGAACAGAAGGAAACUAUGUAUUAGCGGAAUUUAUGCAAAACAAGUUCAACGCAGCUGGCCUCGAAGAUGUCAAAAUGGAGAGGUUUGAUGUGUAUCUGAAUUACCCCAGAAAAGAUGGCAGGAGGAUAGCUAUUGUUGAACCCGCCGAAAAGCGUUGGGAGGCUAUAAUCGACGAAAAUAGUGCAUACGCAGCGCCUCCAAGAGAGCAGACGCUGGUUUUCCACGGGCAUUCGAAGUCUGGGAAUGUCACUGGCCCUCUUAUUUAUGCGAAUUAUGGCUCACGAGAAGAUUUUGAGACCUUGGCCAAACUUGGUGUUCAAGUAAAGGGCUCAGUAGCCCUAGUGAAAUACUAUGGCUCUCAGGGUGACCGGGCAUUGAAGGUUAAAGCUGCAGAAUUAGCUGGUGCUAUAGGAUGUAUCAUAUACUCCGACCCAUCAGAAGAUGGGUUCCGGAAAGGUCCCGUUUGGCCAAAAGGAAGAUACAUGCCCAGCGAUGGCGUGCAACGUGGGGGCGUCAGUUUGAUGUCCUGGGUUGUUGGGGAUGUAUUGAGCCCAGGGUUUUCCUCGCGCCCUGAGGAGAAAAAGAGGUUACCGGUCAGCGAAAGCCCGGGUCUUACUAAGAUUCCAAGCUUGCCUAUUGCAUGGAGAGAUGCUCAACAUUUACUACAAGCCAUCCAAAGCCACGGGAAAACAGUACCAAAGGAGUGGGUUGGCGGUGUGCCUGACGUGAAAGAAUGGUGGACAGGCGAUGCCUCUUCGCCUAAAGUCAACCUUAUGAACCUUCAAGAUGAAGUGGAGCGCCAGCCAAUAUACAACGUUCUUGGAAGGAUUAGCGGAGUGGAGCAGCCAGAAAAGAAAGUCAUUAUCGGGAGUCAUCGUGAUGCGUGGUGUUUUGGCGCUGCGGACCCUGGAAGUGGCUCUGCUGUUCUAUUGGAAGUUGUCCGAAUAUUUGGAGAGCUUAAAGCUCUAGGAUGGAGGCCACUACGCACCAUCGAGUUUGCAAGCUGGGACGGGGAGGAGUACAACCUCAUUGGCUCCACGGAACACGUUGAGAAUAGGCUAGAGGAUCUCCGUAGCGAUGGAUUUGCCUACCUUAACGUCGAUGUGGCGGUAUCUGGAGACAAGUUCUGGGCUUCAGCGUCUCCUCUUUUUGAGACCGCACUUCUACGCGUGUUGACACGCGUUGGCGACCCAAAGACUGGCAAGUCUUUACGGAGUAUCUGGGAAGAAAGUAAUUCGAAACUCCGAGGCUUGGGUGCAGGUAGCGACUAUGUUGCCUUUCAAGACAUCGCUGGCACCUCCAGCAUUGAUUUCGGAUUUGAAGGUGACAUGUAUCCAUAUCAUAGCUGCUACGAUAAUUAUGAGUGGAUGGCCACGAUGGGCGACCCAGGUUUCCUUCACCAUAGAGCCCUUGGUCAAGUAUGGGGUCUCCUACUUUUGGAAUUGGUUGACCGCCCCAUCUUACCAUUCAAUCUAAGAGCGUAUGCCGCAGCUGUCGCUCGAUAUGUAUCCGAAUUGCACGACUACGCCAAGAGAAAAUCGGUUCCCCUAAAACCCUCGCCAAAGCGGACUGCAAGGGACACCUCUGAUAUACACGUCGACUUUCAGCCUUUAUAUGAUGCAGCCAAGGCAUUCCACGACAACGCAGAUACGUUCCACAAUUGGGCCCGGCUGUGGAAUUCGACAGUCCGUGCGAACAAUGGCUUCGAGAGCAAGGUUUUCGCCAUUCGAAGAAUGAGCCACAACAGUCACAUGGCCUACUUUGAGACGACUUUGCUCGAUUUAGAAGAAGGUGGCGGCGUUCCUAACCGCACCCAAUUCAAACAUAUUAUUUUCGGGCCGCAGAAGUGGUCCGGCUACGAUGAAGCAUUUUUUCCCGCAAUCAGAGAUGUGAUUGAUUCGGGAAACUGGACAGAAACACAACACUGGAUUAACAGGGUGUCGACACUACUCACGAAGGCGAGCAUCAAAUUAAACCAUUGA
This is a messenger RNA of Ophidiomyces ophidiicola, 2658 nucleotides long. RefSeq lists its product as uncharacterized. NCBI's taxonomy places the organism in Eukaryota, Fungi, Ascomycota, Eurotiomycetes, Onygenales, Onygenaceae. The record is from RefSeq and is a predicted model, not a curated record. Gene Ontology annotation, molecular function: carboxypeptidase activity. The transcript is spliced from 2 exons. Bases 1 to 2658 code for a protein of 885 amino acids.